This is a messenger RNA of Protopterus annectens (West African lungfish), 1655 nucleotides long. RefSeq names its product serine and arginine rich splicing factor 10 (gene SRSF10). NCBI's taxonomy places the organism in Eukaryota, Metazoa, Chordata, Ceratodontiformes, Protopteridae. The transcript has 6 exons. The coding region runs from base 112 to 642 and encodes 176 amino acids. Gene Ontology annotation, molecular function: RNA binding. The record is from RefSeq and is a predicted model, not a curated record.
AGUUACAUAGAGUACAACGGAUGUGGCUUACUCUUAGCACGAGAGUGGAAAACGACGUGUGCUGAGGCGUUUUAUAUUUGCUAGUAGUUUAGAAUCAGUAAGGCUUAUAUAAUGUCUCGUUAUUUGCGACCGCCAAAUACCUCUCUUUUUGUUCGCAAUGUAGCUGAUGAUAUAAGGGCUGAGGAUUUGCGUCGUGAAUUUGGUCGUUAUGGACCAAUUGUAGAUGUGUACGUGCCCCUUGACUACUACACUCGUCGACCAAGAGGAUUUGCAUACAUUCAAUUUGAAGAUGUUCGUGAUGCGGAAGAUGCCCUUCACAAUUUGGACAGAAGAUGGAUCUGUGGUCGACAAAUUGAAAUUCAGUUUGCACAAGGUGAUCGAAAAACACCUAAUCAGAUGAAAUCUAAAGAAGUGAGAGGUUCAUGGGGUGGUUCUCGCUAUGAUGACCGUUAUGAUGACCGGUAUGAUGAUCGCUGUGAUGAUUAUGAUCGGUACAGAAGGUCCAGAAGCCGGAGUUAUGAAAGGAGGAGGUCUAGAAGUCGCUCAUAUGAACGGAGGAGGUCUUACAGUCCCAGAUACAGUAGGUCCAGUGGAAGGCGAAGACGCAGCAGAAGUCGUUCUCCAUAUGAUAGGUCCAGAUAAAUGACGGAGGCACUGAUGAUUACUAUUUAUUCAGCAUGGUUAUCACCAUAAAUUGAAACAUUCCGCCUAACUCCAUCACAUUGAGUACAGCAGGAGACAUAAUUUGUUUCCACUUUCUAAAAUUAGUUUCCAAGUACAGUAAUCAAACCUUGGCCAUACUGUAACUUGUAUGCUCAUAAUGCGAAAUGUUUUGAACUUGGACAUCAUGAACAGUUUGUGGAAACCUUUUCUCUAAUGCUGUGUUUGUGUUUUCCAGAAUACAUACAUAUACAUUUUUAAAGUUAGUUUCACAAAGAUAACAUUUACUGUCGAAGCAGUAGUAAACGUUUAACACAGCAUUGUUAGAGUUGCUUAAAAGAUGCUCAUUUUGCUGUGCUUGAAACUUUUAAACUGUUUAACCUUGGUAAAUGUAUUAGUAUCCUGUCCACAGAUGUUGACGUGAUAAUCCAUAAUGAUCAGUGCAGCUUUGUUUUUUUCUGCUACUGUUCAAGGCCACCAGUGCUCUGGUGGUUUCUUCAGUAAUAAAUCUAGAUAUACAUGUGUAUUAGAGACUGAAAUUCAUGUUUUGAGGGCUUUUGUAAAAGUUGCAGUAAAUGGUAUUCAGAAGUACAGACACAGCCUCUGAGAAAUGGACUUUUACAAAAGAUGCAUAAUCUGCAUACCUGAAUUAAAUUUUGUAUUGUACAGUUUAUAUUUUAGCAGUCUGUGGUUAUUGCUCAGAAUUUGCUAUGCAGUUGAUAUGAGCAUGUCUGCACUUCUUUUCAUUUGCUGUCUCAAGAAGAGGGAUUUUGAUUAUUAUGGUUUGUUUUUAUAAUUGUAGAUCUCAAAUGUCAGUAAAGACAAAGUAGGAGUUUUCUUUUUGUGUAGAUUGGUGUUUUAUACAUUUAUUACUUUGUGAAGUUUUCAAUGAAAGUAUUACCUUGGAAAGCAGCCAUCUCAGUGUAAAGACAUUUACUGCGUCUUGCUUUUUAAUAGUUGAGCAAACUAUGCUGCAAUAAAAAAAUGAAAAUGAA